AUGACGUCAUCUACCAGUAAACCAAAAGUGCAGACUGAGGAGGAAAUAGUUGAAGGGUUCAAUCGUCUGCGUUAUGAGCAGAGGACAAUCGGUAGUAAAAUUAAUGAUCUAGAACUCGAUCAACGUGAGCACAAUAUGGUCAUCAAAGUGCUACAGUCUGUUGAACCUACUCGAAAGUGUAUGCGAAUGAUAGACAAUGUGUUAAUUGAACGCCAGGUGAAAGAUAUUCUUCCAGAUCUGGAAGCCAGUGUGCAAAAAAUGUCUGAGUGUAUUGAAACUUUGUCAAAACAGUUCGAGGCGAAAGGCCGUGAGCUCCAAAGAUAUAAAGCUGAGCAUAAGAUAAGAAUUGCUGGUGAAAAAGAGCCUUCAGAAUCAGAAAAGAAAAAUUCUGUGUCUUCGUCAUCAACAUCUGGCGUCCUGGUGUCCUGA
Trichobilharzia regenti is the source of this 429-nucleotide messenger RNA. The record is from the annotation of a GenBank genome assembly. NCBI's taxonomy places the organism in Eukaryota, Metazoa, Platyhelminthes, Trematoda, Strigeidida, Schistosomatidae.